Molecule: messenger RNA, 3228 nt
Organism: Scheffersomyces stipitis CBS 6054
Lineage: Eukaryota; Fungi; Ascomycota; Pichiomycetes; Serinales; Debaryomycetaceae
Exons: 1
Coding region: 136-2688 (850 amino acids)
Biological process (GO): nitric oxide catabolic process; cellular response to nitrosative stress
Cellular component (GO): intracellular anatomical structure
Molecular function (GO): FAD binding; oxygen binding; nitric oxide dioxygenase [NAD(P)H] activity
Source: RefSeq, a predicted model, not a curated record
UGCUAUUACAGUUGCUGUGUUGACUACGUCUAUUGAAACUUCUUCUUCUUUACUACAAAUUUCCAAUACUACUACUUGAACUGAUUCACUUUUUUAUUCGCAACCACUUCUUACCUGAUUCUCCAGUGUCUAGCAAUGCCUAACAAGUUAGAAUUAACUGCCAGCGAAAUCAAGGCUAUUCAAACUUCGUGGGAACGGUUACAAUCCAGUAACAGAAAGCACAAGGACCACUUCACUUCGAGAUUGUACUCGAAUUUGGUAAGAUCCCACCCACAAUUCAAGACUAUCUUCGAUGAUUCCAGCGUCUUGAAGGAACACUCUACUUUAUUCGGCGAAAUCUUGAGUUUCAUCGUCUUGUACAAACAUGACCCUGAAAUCUUGAAUGACUUCAUGUACCAGUUUAUUCAUGAAAACCAGAGAUUUGCCAACGUUACUGUUCUUUACUUGGAGCCUAUGGGAGAAUCUUUGAUUGAUACUUUCAAGCAAUGGUUAGGUGACUCUGUUUUCACAAAUGAAUUUGAAUCUGUCUGGAUCAAGACUUACGUCUUUGUUGCAAACUCUUUGUUGCAAUACUCCGAUAGUGACGACGAAGCCAGCGAAGUGGAAAGCACCUUCAGCCCACAGCAGGCUGGAAGUGAAGCUGACGUUUCUGACAACGAAGACAUUCAGCCUUUGAAUAUCAAAAGAAACGAUCGCUCGUUGUACUCGACUCCUGAGCCUGUUUCUGAGCCUGUUUCUGAGCCUGUUGCUACUCCCGUUGUUGCACCUGUUGUUGCACCUGUUGUUGCACCUGUUACUCCAAAGACUGCCACUGAGGCUCGUGCCUCAGUUUUGGACAAGUCUAACUCUAUCCAAUUCACAUUGGGUGGCAACGACAAGUACAGAGGCUUCAGAAGAUCGGUUCAUGAUAACAUUCCCAAGAAUGAACCAAUUUCUGUCAAGAUUCCACAGUCCAGCAACUUUCUGAAAACGCAUUCCCAUAUUCCUACUUCUAACAUUUCCUCUUCGUUGAAGUCUGUCUUGGAAUCGUCUCCUACUUCCUCUAACUCAUCUAUAACUUCAGCUCCUACAUUCGAUCCAAGAAGGCAAAGAAGAUCUCGUUCUGUUGUGAGUUCUUCUGCAUCUUCAAUCAACGAAGAAUUUACUUCUGCACCUGAAUCAUUUGAACAACCUAUCAUAACUCCUCGUUCUGCCAGAAGAAAUUCUAAUGCUUCUGAAAAGCCACUUCCAGCUGCACCUGUACAACAAAAGAAGACUUUGCCAUAUCAACCUUCUUUACUCAGAAAAUUGGAACAGAGACAAGCUUCCCCAUCUUCAGAAGAAUACUCUGAUGAAGAAGUUGAAGUUAAGUCGAGGUUUGACCCAAGAAAAUCUAGGGGCCACAAGAGAACAAACUCGAUACACAUUCCAUCCCCAGAAUCUUCUGAAGUGGACGAAACUGACGAGACUGAACUUUUCAAUCCAUACAGAAGCACUUUUGCCGAGGAAUUUGACGAAGAAAAACAAAUUGACAUCGACCCACAAAUGCCAUCUGCGUCAUCUUCUAUUCCCGAGAGAUCUUUGUCUAGAGGAGGAUUGACUGGUGGUACUUUUGACUACAAUAGUUUUGGACUUAAGGGUUUAGCUCCUAUUGUCGAAAAUGAAAUUGAUGAUGGUGCUUCUUCUAAGUACAACAGUGAUGAAGAUAAUGUUUCUUCGAGCUAUUGUGCUGACGAAAGUAACAAAUCAUUAUCUGACCAAGGCUCUUCUGACCAAGGGUCUUCUUCCAGAGCCUCGUCUUUGUCGUUACACAAUAGUGAUUACAAAUCUUCUAUCUCGUCUGGCACUGAAUCUGCCAGCAAUUCGCCAUUUAUGAACGGCAAGUUCCAGCCGGGCCAUCAAAUGAGACAUUCUUCUGGAUCGAGUGAAAUUAGUUACAUGAAGUCAUUAUCUGAUGAUAAUACCUUCGCUUACAAGACUUACAGUUCAUCUACACCCUCCUUGUUGUUAGGAAAGGAUCCUACGCUGUUCAGUAAGAGAGCUUCGAUUGGCUUCAUGAGAAGUUCCUUUGUGUUGAAGAAGGAAAUGGAAGAGUUUGGUUUGGCUAGACAAGACUCGUUGACCAAGACUCUCUCCGGUCUGGGAUCUACUCCAAACUUGGCUCACCUUCCUCAAAACUACAAUAGAAGGGCUGCUACUACCAUUUCAAUUCCAGAAAGCGAUGGUGACGAUGAAUUUGACAUGUUCAGAUCCUUUGGUCAAGCUCCUCCUAUUCAGACGAAGCCUAUAAUUCACAACAAGUAUGAGUCCAUGAACUUUACUGCCAUUGCUGAAAAGGCAAAGGCAAAGGCUCCAGUUCAACAAGCUCCACCUGCUGUUAAGGAAAAGAAGUCGUUCAAGAAGAGAAUUUCGUCGAUGUUCUCAUCCAAGUCUUCUGAUUCUACACCAUCAGUUCCUCCUAUUUCUGUUGCUGCCCCUAGUGUUUACACUAGUACCAGCUCCAAGAAGACUUCUAAGCGUUCUGGAUCCACCUAUGACUUGGCUUCGAUCAACACCAACUCCACCAAGGGUACCACAGUUUCUGGCUUCUCCUUCUUCAAGCAAAAGAAGAACGAUAGCAAGUAUAACGUGGUACACAGAACUACUCCAAGAAAGGGUAACAAGUACCAGGUUAAGGCUGCUGCUUACGACUUGGAUUUGUUCAAGUAAACAGCCCCAACCCUAGUGCCUGUACUAUAGACCGACUUUCCUAUGAAAGACAAAAACACUAGAAAACACGAUGAUACCCAGAUAGCCUGAUUGGUGCUGUCUCUUAUUUAAAGUUGUGAAAUAACUACGAAGCUGGCCGUUCCAAAAUUUUCCUUUAUUUUCUUUUCUUCUCUCGUUGCCGUUUUGAAUACUACUUGUUCUACUGGCUGGAACGUUUGGUGCUGUUCUACAGAGGUCUCGAAACAUGAGUCGGAGUCAAACAUCGUCUGAAAGACGUCAAUCGACUACCCCCCAUGUAAUGCAUUGGGUCAAACAAAAGGAUUGUUGCUAGACAUCGAUAAACUUAGACUUGUUUGAUGAUUCUGAAUGCAUGAUCACGAGUACCUGGUUCACAUAGCUCAGGCGGAUCCUACACCUGGCUGCAAAUAGCAUCUUUUGAUUUGUAUGAUCUGCACUUUGUUCCUUUAGCUGGAAUUUUUUUCAUAUCAGCUUCGUCUAUUUCCUUUGUGAAUGUAUAGUAGAUUAAUGAACAUUUGAAUU